GUGCUGCCUAUGGGUUAGGAGCUAUCCAAGCCGCCACCACUCGGACCACCCUUGUCGCAAGCACACAACACGCACACACACUUGUCACCAAGGUUAACCCCACCAUAGAGGUCGAGAUCACAACUUAUUCUCGGGCCGCUCAAAAAUUCUCCUCCUCAUCCAGCAUCAUAUUAGGCUAUCGGCAAAUUUCCGGCGGCGCAAACCACCUAUUGAGGAUCCAGGCUCUCGCGGCGGUGGCUGCAUAUACAUUCAUUUGAAACAUUUAAAUUAUUACACUUAGGCAGUUCAGCAUACAAGACCGCCAAGAUGUCGUUAACAAACUGCCGCUUCUAUGAGGAGAAGUAUCCGGAGAUUGACAGCUUUGUCAUGGUCAAUGACAUUUAGAUUGCCGACAUGGGCGCUUAUGUCAAGCUGCUUGAGUAUGAUGGGAUUGACGGCAUGAUCCUACUUUCCGAGCUUUCGAGGCGUCGUAUCCGAAGUAUCCAGAAACUGAUUCGGGUUGGUCGCAAUGAGGUUGUCGUGGUGCUGCGUGUCGACAAGGAGAAGGGAUACAUCGAUCUGUCGAAGCGUAGAGUAUCGCAGGAGGAUAUCGUCAAAUGCGAGGAGAGGUACAACAAAAGCAAGAUGGUACACUCGAUCAUGCGGCACGUUGCCGAGAAGACUCUCGUCCCCAUCGAGAGCCUGUACGAGGCGAUCGCCUGGCCGUUGAACCGCAAAUAUGGCCAUGCCAUUGAUGCUUUCAAGCUCUCAAUAACGAAUCCCGAGGUGUGGGAAGACACCACUUUCCCGAGUGAGGCAGUUGCGGAGGAGCUCAAGUCAUAUAUCAGCAAGCGGUUGACGCCGCAACCGACCAAGGUGCGAGCCGAUGUUGAAGUCACCUGCUUCGCCUACGACGGCAUCGACGCCAUCAAGACAGCUUUGAGGACGGCCGAGGCGCGCAACACACAAGACAACCAGGUCAAGGUCAAGCUCGUCUCUCCUCCACUUUACGUUCUUACCAGCACAUGCUUGGACAAGAGCUUGGGAAUUGCGCGAUUGGAAGAGGCGAUCGUUGAUAUUAGGACCAGCAUUGAGUCAGCUGGAGGCAAGUUGAUCGUCAAGAUGGAGCCCAAGGCCGUCACCGAAUCCGACGACGCCGAGCUGCAAGCACUCAUGGAGAAGCGCGAGCGCGAGAAUGCUGAGGUCAGUGGUGAUGAGAGCGUCAGCGACAGUGACGACAACAUGCCAGAGACGAUGUAAAAUGCAGCAACUGGCAUGAAGGUAGGGUCAGGUCAGGUCAGGUGCAAAGUGACCCUCUGGAAUGCAGCCAACGGAACUCUGAUGUACGGGACGCUUUUGGUCACAUGGCUGGUCCCAAAUUAUCGCAGGAGGGCUACUAGUGAAGCUCUUCAAGGAAUAUGAGGAACGCAAUGGAAUGGUAGACUUUUUUUUUCUCUCUAUUUUUGUAGACUGCGUACUUGAUGCAUAUCGGGGGUUUUCAAAAGCGUUGAUGUGUUUUUAAGGGGCAAUGAACAUUAUGAGCACAAAUCCCCAUCAAGGCAUGUCGAAUUGGUCAUAAACUUUCCUAGGCUGAAACUCCCUCAAGCGAAUCAGGUGUGGUUGAGCUUGCGGCAAUUGUUGAGGUCGAGGCAUUGGAUUUCAACGAAGAGGCGAAGUGAAUGAGUUAGAUGUUCACAGCGCUUUCGCCAUUGCUGAGAAAGUAAUAUCUUGGGGGAAACAAAAAAAAUCUUGCGGCCGUUAUAGAAUGGAUAAUGGGCAACAUUGUGAGUCUGAAUGUUUGAAUUCCCAUGUUACCUGCGUAAGCCUUGGUUCAAUACCUGUCACUCAGCAAAGAAAAAAAAAUUGUAUUUCUCCCAUUUCAUUUGAAAAGUCUUCGUGACUUUACGGCCCUCAACGAUUCUUUGAUUUCAACGCCCAUGGCGCUUGGAUUUGCGUGGGCGCGCGCGAGGGCGAGGGCAUGGGCAGCCCGUCCUGGCUUCACUUUUGCACAAAACUUCUCAAUCUCAUUGUUACGAUAUCUCACAUGGCUGCCGGUCGCAAUUGUUUUUACAUCCAACGUCGCGGAACCUUAUAAAAUUGCCGGCCCCUCCAUGUACCCUUUCUUUAACAAGGAGAGAAAUGAGACUCGACUUCAAGACUGGUGUAUGAACUGGAAGUGGAACGCGCAGGAUGACCUUCAACGGGGCAUGAUUGUUGUUUUCUGGAACCCUCUAAAACCGGAGUCAAGAAGCGUGAAGAGGAUAGUGGGCUUGGAAGGGGACAUUGUCAGGAAUCGUGACUCCGACGUCUGGGUUAGAGUACCCGUUGGUCACAUUUGGGUAGAGGGGGACGCUGGAUCCCGCGAUUCUCGCGACAGCAACUACUACGGUCCCAUCUCAGCGCGGCUCAUCAUCGGGCGCUUGACGCGCAUUUUGUUCCCAUUCCACCGGGCGGGUAGUAUUACCUGGCAGGACCACCCGGAGAACCCUAGAGUAAUCAAAACUCAAGAGGUGAUUUCGCACCUGUUAUUACACGACUUGACACUUGUUGGUCCCGGCCGCGCGCAGACGGCACCCAUCGAGCCGUUUUACAGGGACAUGUCCCUCGGCGCCACCGUUCCCGGCUCCGAAUCUGCGCAAACCCAUCCUUUCUCGCCAGCUUCGCCCGACCAUGCAAGACCCAGGACAGUAUCGAAUUAUUCGGCGGACACAACUUUUGGAAGCAACCAUAAUAUGAGCCCUAAAAAUGGCGAGUUUGAGGCGCGACCGCCGUAUCUGCACUCCAUGCUGGCUGGUGGCCUGGGUGGAACAUGUGGUGAUAUGCUGAUGCACUCCCUGGAUACUGUCAAGACGCGGCAGCAGGGUGAUCCCCAUAUACCGCCCAAGUACACUUCCCUAGGCUCGUCUUACUAUACCAUCUUUCGGCAAGAAGGAAUACGGCGAGGUCUGUACGGGGGCUGGCUGCCCGCCCUCUGUGGCUCCUUUCCGGGGACGGUACUUUUCUUUGGUACCUAUGAAUUCAGCAAGAGACACAUGCUGGACUGGGGUGUCCAGUCGCACAUUGCCUACCUCGCAAGUGGCUUUUUCGGCGAUCUCGCUGCUUGCGUCGUCUAUGUACCAUCCGAAGUAUUGAAGACGCGGCUACAACUUCAAGGACGAUACCAAAAUCCCUACUUCAACUCGGGAUACAACUACAGGGGUACAGUGGAUGCAGCCCGGACUAUAGUUAGGCAAGAAGGCUUUUCCGCUCUCUUCUACGGGUUCCAGGCGACACUUUACCGAGAUCUGCCAUUUUCGGCAUUGCAGUUCAUGUUUUACGAGCAAAACCAAAUAUGGGCUCGGAAAUGGAAGAAGAGUCGCGAAAUCGGGCCGCACCUGGAAUUUUUAACUGGUGCAGCUGCAGGAGGCCUGGCGGGUGCCAUUACAUGCCCCCUAGACGUGGUCAAAACACGGUUGCAAACACAGCUUCAUCCCGAGGCAGUCGCUCCGGCUAAGGGUGAGAGUUCUCUCGCGGCCCAGUCGCUGCUGAACAAUCUCAAGGAACCGCCCAACAAACAUAUAUCCGAGCCGGCCGGUAGCCCGGGAUCUUCCGCACAACCACAAAAACGUCUCAUUUCAACUUCAUCACCAUCUACACACACUCCUCGUGCGGGCGCGGCAGCCCUUGAGACCUCUUCCGUCCUGACCGGCCUGAAGGUCAUUUACAGGACGGAGGGCAUCGGAGGCUGGUUCAGGGGUGUCGGACCUCGCUUUGUUUGGACUAGCGUCCAAAGCGGCUGCAUGCUUUUCCUUUAUCAAGCCGUACUACGGCAACUAGAGACCUAUAUGCCAAUUGAGAAGCCCGAGCUGGCUUCAACAUAGAGAAGGCAGGGGUUCGUCAAGAUGAGACAAUUGCUUCGGAGCAUGUUGUUUUCUUGAUCUGUACAAAAUAAUGUGCAAACUUUGUGGAGAAUAUGGAGAGGCGUUUCAUGGAUAGAGGGUACUAGACCGACGCAGCGCGCUAGAAAAAUCUUCGCUUUGUGAUAUAUGUAUGAUUAUAAGACCGCUGUACAUUGCCGAGACGUUGAAUGGUGC
Molecule: messenger RNA, 4052 nt
Organism: Pyricularia grisea
Lineage: Eukaryota; Fungi; Ascomycota; Sordariomycetes; Magnaporthales; Pyriculariaceae
Exons: 10
Coding region: 1917-3839 (640 amino acids)
Biological process (GO): magnesium ion export from mitochondrion
Cellular component (GO): membrane
Molecular function (GO): magnesium ion transmembrane transporter activity; serine-type endopeptidase activity
Source: RefSeq, a predicted model, not a curated record